Grus americana (Whooping crane) is the source of this 3452-nucleotide messenger RNA. RefSeq names its product decaprenyl diphosphate synthase subunit 2 (gene PDSS2). NCBI's taxonomy places the organism in Eukaryota, Metazoa, Chordata, Aves, Gruiformes, Gruidae. Gene Ontology annotation, molecular function: prenyltransferase activity. Gene Ontology annotation, biological process: isoprenoid biosynthetic process; ubiquinone biosynthetic process. Gene Ontology annotation, cellular component: transferase complex; mitochondrion. The coding region runs from base 290 to 1417 and encodes 375 amino acids. The record is from RefSeq and is a predicted model, not a curated record. The transcript has 8 exons.
GUUUUGCGACGCCAAAGAUGGCAGCCCCCAGGGCACAAUGAGCCCGCUCCAGCCGCUGCCCUGCCGCCGGGGGGGACGCGGGCAGGCAGUGAGGCCGCUGUGCAGUCCCGCCACCCGGGGCUGACCCGGCCGCUGACGGCGAGGGUGCGGGGAGGGCCUCCGGCCGGAGCGAGCGAGCGAGCGAGGAGGGGAACUCGUCCGCGGCCGUUUGGUCUGCGGGGCCCCGCCGGGGCGAGUAACGGGUGAGGGAGCCGGCGCCGGGGGCCUCCCCGGGACGGCGGCGGGGGCAAUGUGGAGCGCCCUGCUGCGUCGCGGGGGCCGCGGCGCCGGCGGUCUCCGGGGGCUGGUAUCGGGCGGCCCGCCCUGGAGCCAAGUGGUGUCGGAAGCCGAGAAGAUCGUGGGGUACCCGACGUCCUUCAUGAGCCUGCGGUGCCUGCUGAGCGACGAGCUGAGCAACAUCGCCAUGCAGGUCCGCAAGCUGGUGGGCACCAAGCACCCGCUGCUCGACACCGCCCGGGGUUUUGUGUACGAUAGCCGAAAUAAUUUACAGAUGCGAGGUUUGGUCGUAUUGCUUAUUUCCAAAGCUGCUGGACCCAGCACGGCAGAACUCUCUUUCCAGCACAACAUGGUCAGUGGAAUUUAUUCCAGUCAGCGAAGUCUGGCCGAGAUUACGGAACUGAUCCACACUGCCUUUUUGGUGCAUCGUGGCAUAGUAAAUAUUGGUGAGCUCAAGUCGUGUGAUGGCCCACUGAAGGAUAUGCAGUUUGGAAAUAAAAUGGCUGUUUUGAGUGGAGAUUUUCUUCUAGCAAAUGCUUGCACAAGCCUUGCACAGUUGCAGAAUACCAAGGUUGUGGAACUCAUUUCAAGCGCUAUUGGUGACUUAGUUCAAGGUAUAUACUAUGAAAACUCAAAAUCAUCUGAGGAGAACUGUCUUACUGAUGAUAUCGGCAUAUCUACGUGGAAGGAGCAGGUUUUCCUGUCACAUAGUGCCUUGCUGGCAAAGAGCUGCCAGGCUGCGAUGGAGCUAGCAAAGCAUAGCGCUGAGAUUCAGGACAUGGCAUUUCAGUAUGGAAAGCACAUGUCUAUGAGUCAUAAGCUACAUUCAGACCUUCAGCCAUUUGUUAAAGAAAGUGACACCAUGGCCUUCAGUUUGAAUUCUGCUCCUGCAGUCCUGCAUCAGGAAUUCCUUGGAAGGGAGGCAUGGAUUAAACAGAUCAGAGAGGCACAAGGAAAAGGAAAUAUAAUGGACUACAAGAAGCUGCGGGAAGCCAUCAAGGCCGGCAAAGGUGUGACUUCUGCCAUCGACCUCUGCCGCGGCCACGGAAACAGAGCGCUGGCGGCCCUGGAGCGCUUCCCUCCCUCCGAGGCCAGGGCCGCCUUGGCCAACAUUGUCUAUGCCGUGACCAGGUUUCCCUGACCCACUGUCCCUCCGCGGGUGACAACAACCCAGCAGGGAUGCCGCCGACGCCCCGCGCCGCUGCUCACCUCAUCAUCCCGACGGAGGAACGCGUGCUGGCUGCCACCGCCACCAGCAAAAUUCAAGGGGAGGGGGAAGAAAAAAAAAAGGUCACAGCCAGCUUUCGCUUGUUGUGCCAGAAGCACACUUGAGGCUGCACCGGUAGAAAUAAUUAAUGAGUCCCGUUUCCGUGACCUCAGCAAAUGGACAGGAAAUAAGUCGGUAUUGAUUGGGCACCGGCGGGGACGGCGCCAGGGCGGAGGCCGGUGGUUUUCCUGCCCGAGGGAUGGAGGGGCGUGAAGAUCCCGCUCAAACCUGCCCGGAGAGAGCGAGCUGCCCAAGCCGGGAAUUAAUGUCCCCGCUUCUCAAGGGGAAGGGCAGUUCGGGGGAUUAGUGGGGAAAAUCCUCUCUCUGUCUGCAUGUCUCCUCACACUGUUUUUAUGUAUUCAAAUGUAAAGUUACCCUGUGCCUAAUGCUUUCCGUAUUUGUGAAACUUGCUGAGAAAAUGUGUCAAGCAUGGUAAGUAGGAGCUUUAAAAUAUUUAAUCAAAUAUUAAUUUGGCUCUGUUAAGGGAAGUGACUGCCUAGGCUUUAUACCGUGUGUGUAAAAUAUGUUGCUCUUGGUCAAAGAAUGAGGUUUUUCCAACUCUCUUGGGAAGAGAAUAUCCCUCCCUCAGAUCAGGCCGUUUGUUUCAACACAAUCUUACACAAAAGAAUUUCCUAGGUUUAUGACACUUGUGUUCAUUUAAGCCAAAUAAAUGUUAAUUUGUAAGGCUAGACAUCGGCCUUUGGCAGAAAGGAGGAAGGAAUGCUCUUCUGCGAGUACAAUCUUUCAGUGUGCUGAAUAAAAUGCAGAAAAUACUGGAGAAGUUUUGAACCUCAGUAUGUUGAAUUUUAAAGUUCAAUUACAGACGGCAUAUAAGGUGUAUCAGAAGUCUGCAAUUUGAGACCGUCUCUGUUUUGUUCAUAGGAGAUGAUUUUUGUGGUUUGCAUGCAUGCAAUCUGAGAGUGCCGUUGACAAGAAGGCUGAGUUUACAUAAAUGAUCUAGAUUGAGACUCAGCUACCUUUCUUCCUUCUGUGGUGUAAUUACAGCCCAAUCUGGAGACAGCUAGCACAGCAAACAGAUUUCAUUACAUCGCUCACUCAAACACUAAGUGUAGUUAUUUCUGUUAAAUUCUCCCCUCCCUCCUUCUCCCCCUGCACUCCUUUCCCCCGUCGCACAGCUUGUUUGUCACAGACCGGCGUGUUGCGUUCCACCAAAUGCAAAAUAUAAAUAAAACCUCUGUCCUCUAAAAAUACAUCCUGCAUAAUGUACAUAAUAUUCUGUGUAAGAUAUGCCUAUAUUAUACCAUAAUAUUAUAUGUAUAACAGGCACCCUUGAGACACAGUCUUUCCAUGGAAGCAGCAUCCAGAACUGGGGACUCGCUUUGUUCUGGAGAAUGGCUUCAACACCAGACCGCUUCUUCCUUGUGCUUCCUUUCUCAUGCCUGCCCGGGUGUUCUGUCUCCUCCCAAGCCUGUGGCGCUUCUGCUGGAGUUAGUGCUGCUGCAGCAGCAGGAAGGCUGGAGACAGAAGAGGAGCAGCGUGGGUGAGCCCCAGCAGCAGCAGUCACUGGUGUCUACCUUAGCUAACCACCCUAUGUUUUCACCUGUGAAGUUCCCUGAAGUUCUGCUAAUGUAAAACUUGUGCUUGGAAGAAAUACAUCAAUUUAACCAGAGUCAUAUUUCAGCUUUUUUUUGGCUCUGGUUUUUACAUAGUACAUACAGUAGGAGCCAUACGUCUCUUUCUCUUUGUCUUACAUCUACGCUAAUUGGUUCGUAAUGAUUUAGGGCUGCAAGAAGCUUGGGUCUGCUGGAGAUAUUCUGAGCCAUCUCACCUCGGUUGUGUGAAAGAAAUAUCAACCAUAUUGCAAAACUGUGUACACCCAGUUUAUUUUUUCAUGAAAGUACAAGGGUUUUUAUUUGUACUUUUUGCUAAUAAAGGCAAGUUGGCAAAA